Lemur catta (Ring-tailed lemur) is the source of this 5704-nucleotide messenger RNA. It is a transcript of the gene MORC3, whose product is annotated as MORC family CW-type zinc finger 3. NCBI's taxonomy places the organism in Eukaryota, Metazoa, Chordata, Mammalia, Primates, Lemuridae. The transcript has 17 exons. The record is from RefSeq and is a predicted model, not a curated record. Bases 1685 to 4366 code for a protein of 893 amino acids. Gene Ontology annotation, molecular function: zinc ion binding; ATP hydrolysis activity. Gene Ontology annotation, cellular component: nucleus; PML body.
GCCUUUAAAGACAUAACUUUUUAAAAGAUAACAAACACUUGUAAUGCUUAUUAUGUUCCAGGCAUUCUUCUAAGCACUUAAAAAUAUUAAGUCAUGUAAUUCUCUUACCCAGGUAAGCUGAUGAUGUUAUCUCGAUUUUUACAUAUGACAAAACUUGGGACACAGAGUUAAGCUUCUUGCCCAAGAUCACAUACCAUCUAAGUCAAUAUGUUCCAUAGCCUGUCUGGUUCACAUGUGUAUGUAUGUAUUACACUACCGUGGCUGUUCAAGAAUAUUUUUCUUUCUAGCUAAGGACACGUUCUAAGGAUGAGUAUUAAGAAUAGCUUAAAAUAAUUGCUUGUGUUUAAAUACCUGAAAAGCCAUUCUUCAGCAUUCAUUGUUUUCUACUAAUGCCCUCUUUGCUUUGCUCUUAUUGGUGGGAUCAGUGUAUCAUUAAAUGAAAAUUGACAUUUGUACCAAUACACCCUACCUCACAUCUAACUUCAGAGCAUCCCAAUAUGGACCAAAUAUUCCAUUUCUAACUCAAAACUUCAUCCCUAACAGAAAUGCAUAAAAUGGAGCAAAGGUGGAAGCUCUAAGGGUUUAUGGUAGUUGACUAGUCAUUUUCUCUUUGUUUGGUAGGCAGAGGUUUUAUACCCUACGGCUUUUUGCCUCAUAGUAAGAUGUAGAAUGCUGGAGGAGCAUACCAUUCUUUUAUAAAUGGUAGAAUUUAUAAAAAUUUGUUACUAGUCUGUGGGACUAGGGGAGGUGGUGGAACAGGAAGAUCUUCCUGAUGGCUAGUUUCAAAGGUUUCUUGUACAAGAUGAAAAUCUGGAAAUUGAUUUUCAUUAAGGACUGUUUGUGAUAUAUGGUUUAGAAAGUCUGAAUUACCUAUACUCCAUAUUUCAUGGAUGUAUGCCAUAUUAUGUGAUGCACACUAUAGAAAGUCCGAAUUGUAUAUACACCAGUUGGAAGACAGUUUUCACAGUGUACUUCAACCUAAUGGUAAAUGAAGGCUUGGGGAUUAUCUAAAAGCAAGUGUGGACGGAAGAAAAGCAGACCUUUCUGACACCUUGUGGCAGUAGCUGAGCACUACAAAUGCAGUUAGCUUGACUUAGAAUCUAAUCUUGUUUUUAGGGCUCUUCACACUAAACAAUUAAUGAAGUGCCCCGCUUUCUUUUUUGUUUCCUUUGAAUACGAGAGAAUUUGUUCAAAAUGAACACCAAAAAAAUGCAUGCAAAUUCUCUUCACAUUGAAAUUUUUAAGCCUCAGCCUUUUAAAACCAUUUCUAUAUCUUUAUAUAACAUUUGAUGUCUGUAUCACUCAGGAAUUUGGAGAGUUCCUUAUAACAUGAGGUUGAUUGGCAUACUCUUCCAUACUGUAUUUACUGUGAGUAAAAUCAGACAUAAAAGCCUUGGAAAUUAAGGUGGUUUGUUGCAUUGUGGUAAAAGGAAAAACGUUGGACAAGUUAAACUUAAUAAAGUUUAACUGAGCCAAGAGUGAUUCAAGAAUUGUACAGCCCUUGGAACUGGAAGAGGUUUUCAGAACUCCGGUCUGCAACGUGGUCAGGCAGUAUUUAUGGACAAAACCAAAUGAGCUUUGCCCGAAGUUUUUACAUACAAAUUCUACUAGUCACACUUGGCCAUUCAGUGCAGUUGCUGAAUUAAUAGAUAAUGCUUACGAUCCUGAUGUGAAUGCUAAACAGAUGUGGAUUGACAAAACAGUGAUAAAUGACCAUAUAUGCUUAACAUUCACCGAUAAUGGAAAUGGUAUGACUUCAGAUAAAUUACAUAAAAUGCUAAGCUUUGGCUUCAGCGACAAAGUUACCAUGAAUGGUCAUGUACCAGUUGGAUUGUAUGGAAAUGGCUUCAAGUCAGGUUCUAUGCGUUUGGGUAAAGAUGCAAUCGUUUUUACCAAAAAUGGAGAAAGCAUGAGCGUGGGCUUCUUGUCUCAAACCUACUUGGAAGUCAUAAAAGCAGAACAUGUUGUUGUCCCAAUAGUGUCAUUCAACAAGCACCGACAGAUGAUUAAUUUAGCAGAAUCAAAAGCCAGUCUUGCUGCAAUUCUGGAGCAUUCUCUGUUUCCUACGGAACAGGAGUUACUGGCAGAACUUGAUGCUAUCAUGGGUAAGAAGGGGACAAGGAUCAUCAUUUGGAACCUUAGAAGCUACAAAAAUUCAACAGAGUUCGACUUUGAAAAGGAUAAAUAUGACAUCAGAAUUCCUGAGGAUUUAGAUGAGACAACAGGGAAGAAAGGGUACAAGAAGCAAGAAAGGAUGGAUCAAAUUGCCCCUGAGAGUGACUAUUCCCUGAGGGCUUACUGCAGUAUAUUAUACCUAAAACCAAGAAUGCAGAUCAUCUUACGUGGACAGAAAGUGAAGACACAGCUUGUUUCGAAGAGUCUUGCCUACAUUGAACGUGAUGUUUAUCGACCCAAAUUUUUAACUAAAACAGUGAGAAUUACUUUUGGAUUCAACUGCAGAAAUAAAGAUCAUUAUGGGAUAAUGAUGUAUCACAGAAAUAGACUCAUCAAAGCUUAUGAAAAAGUUGGAUGUCAGUUAAGGGCCAACAACAUGGGUGUUGGAGUAGUUGGAAUUAUAGAGUGUAAUUUCCUUAAGCCAACUCAUAAUAAACAAGAUUUCGACUAUACUAAUGAGUACAGGCUUACAAUAGCAGCACUAGGAGAAAAGCUGAAUGAUUACUGGAAUGAAAUGAAAGUGAAGAAAAAUGCAGAAUAUCCUCUAAAUUUGCCAGUUGAAGAUAUACAGAAACGUCCUGAUCAGACAUGGGUUCAAUGUGAUUCCUGUCUAAAGUGGCGAAAAUUACCAGAUGGGAUAGAUCAACUUCCAGAAAAAUGGUAUUGCUCCAAUAACCCUGACCCACAGUUCAGAAAUUGCGAGGUUCCAGAAGAACCUGAAGAUGAGGAUUUGGUGCAUCCCACUUAUGAAAAAACCUACAAAAAGAACAACAAGGAAAAAUACAGGAUCAGACCACCAGAAGUGAUCACUCGGCAGAUUAAUCCUGAACUGUUGUUUCGGACAACCCCUGUUUCAAGUCAGAGCUUUUCUCCUGCAAGGGAAAGUGUUUCAAGAGGACAUCUUUCAGAAACAGCAAAUUCUUACACAACGAGACUUAUAAAUAAUCAUCGAGUUUCAUCCCAGUCUGAACCUGAGAGCAACAGCCUCAAACGCAGACUUUCUACUCGUUCCUCAAUUUUGAAUGCUGCAAAGAAUCGGAGAUUGAGUAAUCAAGCAUUUGAAAAUUCAGUUUAUAAAAAUGACGAUGAUGAUGAAGAUGUCAUCAUCUUAGAAGAAAACAGUACCCCCAAACCUGCAGUAGAUCAAGAUGUUGACACGAAAUCGGAACAGAGUCACAUUGAGCAAAGUAAUGUUCAGGUCGAGUUGGUGGGUGAUAGUGAACCUUGUGGCCAGGCUAGUUCAACAAGCACUUCGUCAUACAAGUGUGAUCAGGGAAAUACUGCAGCCACCCAGACUGAAGUACCAAAUUUAGUUGUUAAAAAGGAAGAAACUAUUGAAGAUGAGAUAGACAGAAGAAAUGAUACAGUAACACUGCCCUCCUGUGUAGAAGCCGAAGCAAAGAUACCUGAAACCCAAGAAACCUUUGAUAAAUCUGCAGAUGAUGUUGGGUGCCAAUUACAAGAACUGAGAAAUGAGCUACUUCUAGUCACCCAAGAAAAAGAAAAUUAUAAAAGACAGUGUCAUAUGUUUACUGACCAAAUCAAUGUGUUACAACAGAGGAUACUAGAAAUGAAUGACAAAUAUGUGAAGAAGGAAACUUGCCAUCAAUCUACUGAGACUGAUGCUGUAUUUUUACUUGAAAGUAUUAAUGGCAAAUCUGAAAGUCCAGACCAUAUGGCGUAUCAGUAUCAGCAAGCUUUGGAAGAAAUAGAAAGGCUGAAAAAACAAUGUAGUGCUUUGCAACAUGUAAAGGCUGAGUGUGGUCAGUGUUCCAAUAGUGAGAGUAAAAGUGAAAUGGAUGAAAUGGCUGUGCAGCUUGAUGAUGUAUUUAGACAACUGGACAAAUGCACUGUUGAGAGGGACCAGUAUAAAAGCGAGGUUGAAUUAUUAGAAGUGGAAAAAUCACAAAUCCGUUCACAGUGUGAAGAACUCAAAACACAAAUUGAACAAUUAAAAUCUACAAGUCAGCAGACAGCAACAGAUGUUUCAACUUCAAGUAACAUUGAGGAGUCUGUAAAUUACAUGGAUGGGGAAAGCAUCAAACUUCGAUCUCUUCGAGUUAAUGUAGGACAACUGCUGGCUAUGAUUGUGCCUGAUCUUGAUCUUCAGCAAGUGAAUUAUGAUGUUGAUGUAGUUGAUGAGAUUUUAGGACAAGUUGUUGAGCAAAUGACUGAAAUCAGUAGUACUUAAGGUAUAUUUCAUGUAAGAUAAUAAAAUAUUUGCUCAGUUCUUUUGAUCAUACAGCUUUCAAAUGGUAAACAAUUUUGUUUUUGUAAAUAUGAUAGGUAACAGACUGAAGAACCAUAAUCUUCCCUGUAAUCUAUGCAUUCAAGUGUGGACACACACACUGUGGACACAUUAUCAUACCUUUUGAAAUACCUGUGAAUUGUUGGUAUUGAGCAGCUGCCGCUAACUCAUGAUUCUGUUUUGAAUGUAAAUAUUUGUAAUUAAGUCUGCACAUAUUUUUUUAUUGCCCUAGAGUACAUAAGUGUUUUUCACGAAGAGCUUUUCAGGUUGCCCCUAAGCUUUGUGCAAUUUUUUCUGGUACCCCAAAGCGUAUUUUUCUCUGAAUCGAGAGGGCUGUGCCAUAAUACAGAUGGAAAUGUUACCUUUGAUUUUCUUAUAAAGGAGUUUAAAUAGGAUUUUUAAAUAAUGUAAUAACACUCCUGAUAAGACUCUGUGGUUGUAAGUGAAUUGAGCAUUAAUUUUAUUUUCUAUAAAUUCUUAUCUCUUGAAAUAUUUUAUUCAUGAAAAUAAGGUAAGCAAAAGCCAACUCCAUUUUGCCAGGAUUUUCUUGUGCUGAGAUUUGCAAUCAUGGCUAAACAACUGUUUUUAUAGAACAAAGAAAUGGUCUUUAAUAUAAAAAUAUUGAAAAUAUUAAAUGACCAUCAAGUUUACUUUGAAGCCCAUUUUUGGCUGUUUAGUCAGCAUGAAGUGGGUGCAAUAAUUAUUUAAUAUUUCUUUUUGUGAAAUUUUCUGUACAGCCUUUUAUAGGAUUACUACAGGUUAAUGUGAGGUGAGGAAGACAGUCUUUCUCGAACAAUACUACAUUACCUUUUAUUAUAUUACAGACCUAAGUGUUUUAUAUCCUGGAGUUAAGGAACAAACUUCCUCCCUAGGAAUAUAGUAUUAUAUGCCAUAAAAUAUUAUACUUUAUUGGUAUCAUGUUUUGUGCAAUUUUAAAGAUGGCUUUCUAUUAAGUAUAACUGUGUAUAUAUAAGAGUCAUAUUUUCCACAACUAAAACGUGCAUUAUUUUUUCCAAAGUUUUAUCAUUGCUAUUUAUUUUUACUUUUGUUUUUGAACAUUCUGUACGUGUUCAUUUUGUAUGUAUGCUUAAUCACAUGUCUGUCCUUAUAUUAAAUUUUUAUUGUACAAUAACUUCUGGAAAGAGCAAAUAAAUGAAGAUUGUUUUUAUUUGCUUGAUGAAGUAAUUGAAAGUGUAUUUUUGGUAUGAAGCUGGUUUUCUGUCACGAUUGUAAUUACCCAAAUUUUAAGAUAUCUUGUAAUAAAAUAAAAAUAUAUGAUGG